AUGGAGCAUGAGGAGACUGGCUGUCAACCUCACCCCGAGGGUCCUAUAUUGUGUGUAAACAAUUGUGGGUUUUUUGGAAGUGUGGCUACUAGGAAUAUGUGUUCCAAGUGCCACAAGGACAUGAUGUUGAAAGAGGAGCAGGCAAAGCUCGCUGCAUCAUCCUUUGGAAACAUUGUCAAUGGAACAUCAAACAGCAAUGGAAAUGAACCUGUUGUUGCUGCUGGUGUGGAUGUUCAAGCCCAUCUGGUGGAGCCAAAAACUAUCUCUUUACAACCAUCCUUUUCCUUUGGUUCAGGUUCAGGAGGGAGUGGUGAGGCAAAGCCAGAAGGCCCAAAACGUUGCGGAACUUGCAACAAGAGAGUUGGAUUAACAGGGUUCAAUUGUCGGUGUGGUCACCUUUUCUGUGCAGUACAUCGUUAUUCAGACAAACAUGACUGCCCUUAUGAUUACCACACUGCUGCACGCGAUGUGAUUGCUAAAGCCAACCCUGUUGUAAAGGCUGAUAAGCUUGAAAAAAUCUAA
Molecule: messenger RNA, 522 nt
Organism: Prunus armeniaca (apricot)
Lineage: Eukaryota; Viridiplantae; Streptophyta; Magnoliopsida; Rosales; Rosaceae
Source: the annotation of a GenBank genome assembly